This is a messenger RNA of Penicillium cinerascens, 348 nucleotides long. RefSeq names its product histone H2A.Z-specific chaperone CHZ1. The coding region runs from base 1 to 348 and encodes 115 amino acids. The record is from RefSeq and is a predicted model, not a curated record. The transcript has 3 exons. Lineage: Eukaryota; Fungi; Ascomycota; Eurotiomycetes; Eurotiales; Aspergillaceae.
AUGGGUGACCACGCCACCACCACCAACCCCAACGAGACCGCCUUCGCGGACAAGGGCAAGGGCAAGGCCCAGGACCCUACCCAUGACCAGAACAUGGAAUCCGACAGCGAGUCCGAGAGCGAACCCGAGCUGCCCGACAAUGACGAGGAUGAGGAAGACAACGGCGACGGCAACCUCGAGCCCAUCUCGCAGGACAACAUCAUCUCUGGCGGCCGUCGCACGCGCGGCAAGCAGAUCAACUGGGAGACCGUACACUCCCAGAACGCAGACGCGAUGGAGGAUGAGGAGGAUGAUGACGAGGACUACCAGGGCGCCGGUGACGACAACGACGACCAGAUGCGCGACUAA